UUACACUCCGCCUCUGUAGGGGGGAGUAGAGGGCAAGAGCGAGCAGGCAGACGCCAGAAAAGCAGUGUACAACGAUGCUCUGUUAGCAAAGCUGACAACCUAACUUACCAGUCGUCCCUUGAGUUUAAAAUGAAAUUGUAUUGUUUGUCAGGUCAUCCUACAUUGCCCUGCAAUGUCCUCAAGUUCAAGUCCACCACCAUCAUGCUGGACUGUGGACUUGACACCACCUCUGUCCUAAACUUCCUGCCCCUUCCUCUAGUCCACAGCCCUCGACUCUCAAAACUACCAGGCUGGGUGUCUAAAGAUGGAACAAUCAACCUGGAAAAGGAGCUGAAGGAGUGUGCAGGAAGGGUGUUUGUGGACUCACAGCCAGAAUUCUGUCUCCCUGAGAAAGAACUGUUGGACCUGUCCACCAUUGAUGUCAUCCUCAUCUCCAACUACCACUGCAUGAUGGCCCUACCCUACAUCACCGAACACACAGGCUUCACUGGGACAGUGUAUGCCACAGAGCCCACCCUGCAGAUCGGGAGACUUCUCAUGGAGGAGCUGGUGAACUUCAUGGAGAGAGUUCCCAAAGCUCAGUCCGCCACCUGCUGGAAGAACAAGGAAAUACAACGGAUGCUCCCAGGGCCACUGAAGGACGCAGUGGAAGUGUGGACAUGGAAGCGGUGCUACAGCAUGCAGGAGGUCAACUCUGCCCUCAGCAAAGUGCAGCUUGUGGGUUAUUCACAGAAAGUGGAGCUUUUUGGAGCUGUACAGAUCUCCCCAUUAAGCUCUGGUUACUCGCUGGGCAGCUCCAACUGGAUCAUUCAGUCUCAUCACGAGAAGGUGUCCUACGUGUCGGGUUCUUCCCUCCUCACCACACAUCCACAGCCGAUGGACCAGAGUUCUCUUAAGAACAGUGAUGUCCUGAUUCUAACAGGCCUCACUCAGAUGCCCACCGCCAACCCAGACGGCAUGCUGGGAGAAUUCUGCAGUAACCUGGCCAUGACCAUCAGGGCAGGAGGCAACGUGCUGGUGCCGUGCUACUCUUCAGGAGUGAUAUACGACCUGCUGGAGUGUCUGUACCAGUUCAUAGAGAGCGCCAACCUGGGGACCACGCCCUUCUACUUCAUCUCACCUGUAGCCAACAGCUCCCUGGAGUUCUCACAGAUCUUUGCCGAGUGGCUGUGUCAUAACAAGCAAACCAAGGUCUAUCUCCCAGAGCCUCCGUUCCCACACGCAGAGCUGAUCCAAACAAACAAGCUGAAGCACUACCCCAGCAUCCACGGAGACUUCAGCAGCGAGUUCCGUCAGCCCUGCGUAGUUUUCACCGGCCACCCAUCUCUGCGCUUCGGGGACGUGGUUCACUUCAUGGAGCUGUGGGGCAAAUCCAGCCUCAACACCAUCAUCUUUACCGAGCCAGACUUCUCCUACCUGGAUGCUCUGGCUCCCUACCAGCCGUUAGCCAUGAAGUGUGUUUACUGUCCUAUUGACACGCGGCUCAACUUCCAUCAAGUAUCAAAGCUGCUCAAGGAAGUUCAGCCGCUCCACGUGGUGUGUCCAGAGCAGUACACCCAGCCACCCCUGACCCAGUCCCACCGCUCUGACCUGAUGCUGGAGCUGCAGCCUCCUCCCAUGCCCUACCGACGCUGCUCCGUACUCAACCUUCCCUUCAGACGCCGCUACGAGCGCGUCUACAUACUGCCUGAGCUGGCCAACUCCCUGGUGCCCUCUGAGGUGAAGCCUGGCGUCUCCGUGGCAACCGUGUCUGCAGUGCUUCACUCCAAGGACAACAAACACACAUUACAGUCGGUGCCCAAACCUCCACCCGCGCCCCCCAGCAAGAAGAGGAAGCGUGUGAUGGAGGAGCCUCCAGUGAUGUUGGCCCCCAAACCCCUGCUGAGCGGAGCUGUGCCCCUGGAAGCUUUCCUGGCCACACUGCAAAAGCACGGGAUCACAGAGGUUAAAGUGGAGGAGACGGCAGACGGACACAUUCUGCACCUGCAGGCUGAGGACACACUGAUCCAGCUGGAGGAGGACGGGACGCACAUCGUCUGUGACAACAACGAGCCCCUGCGCACCACCCUGAGAGACCUGGUGCUCCGCUUCCUACAGAAACUCUGACCUUUAUCUGCCCCGUGCCUCAUGGUUUUAGAGGUAAUGGAUAGUGGACAGCAGCGGAAACUACUACGGGAGAGUGGAAGGACAAAGGGCUGUGAACUGAGCUGUCCCACUCAACACUGUUAGUUUUAGUGUAGAAAUCUGUUAUGUUUUUAUAAAAUAUUAUUUUGUAUUAAAGAAAAUUCUCAAAAAUG
Messenger RNA from Mugil cephalus (flathead mullet), 2297 nucleotides. It is a transcript of the gene ints9, whose product is annotated as integrator complex subunit 9. The transcript has 17 exons. Bases 130 to 2106 code for a protein of 658 amino acids. Gene Ontology annotation, cellular component: integrator complex. The record is from RefSeq and is a predicted model, not a curated record. Gene Ontology annotation, biological process: snRNA processing. Lineage: Eukaryota; Metazoa; Chordata; Actinopteri; Mugiliformes; Mugilidae.